AUGCUCUUCCAGGUUUUGUCUUCCCACUUUGGCGUGUGCUGGUUUGAAGUGUGCAAGGAGGAUAAUGUCGACUACGCUGGAUACGACGUUCAGAAGAUUGAAAGUGGAGAUGUGGCUUCAGCCAAGGCGUGCCAGGCUCGAUGUGAGCAGCUCCCGGAGUGCGCGUUCUGGACCUGGGUCAGCUACACGCAAAACUGCUACCUCAAGAACUACUUCGCCCUUAUUGGUCGUGAUGUCGGGCCGGCCGCUGCUGGAAUGAUAUCAGGACCGAAACGAUGCGCUGCAGUGCCUCAAGCUUGUCACGAGUACAACGUAGACUAUUUGGGCCACGACGUGAAGAAGCUCGAAUCCGGACAGGUUUUCUCAGCAGACUCCUGCCGCGCUCUGUGCCAAGCUGAUCCGAGCUGCCACUACUGGACUUGGGUGCGGAAAACCAACAACUGCUACCUAAAAGACCAAUAUGCACCCCUCGGGCGUGUCCAAGACUCCACCACCGUGGGGAUGGUAUCAGGGUCGAGACGAUGCGGCGAACAGUUCUCUGGUUCCUGCUACGAGAUUGGUGUCGAUUACUACGGUUACGACAUCGAAAAGCUGGAAACAGGGGAAGUGACAACCCCGUCAGCUUGUCAAGCUUUGUGCAAGGACCGCACAGGUUGCUACUACUGGACAUGGGUGCAGACCACGCAGAGUUGCUACCUGAAGAACCCAUAUGCACUUCAAGGUUGGCUACGAGAUAGCACCACGAUGGACAAAAUAUCUGGAGCGAAAGACUGUGUUCCCGUCCCUGCAACGUGCCACGAGCUGGACGUGGACUACCGUGGGUUCGACGUUCAGAAAAUAGAGACGAAUUCUGUUGCUUCCUACGUCGAGUGCCAGCAACUCUGCGAAGCGAAUAUGCAGUGCUUCUACUGGACAUGGGUCAGCCAGAAGAAGAACUGCUACCUCAAGAACCAAGGAGCCUUGCUUGGUCGAACGCAUGAUACAGCGACUGCAGGUCUGAUUUCAGGACCCAAAACAUGCACACCUCGUGGAUCCCUGGAGAUUAACGUGGAUUUUGUCGGCAACAACAUCAAGGUGGUUGACGAUGGCUCUGUUAAAUCGUACCCAGAUUGCCAGUACCUCUGCCAGCAGUACUCCGACUGCCACUACUGGACGUACUAUCAGGAUAAGAUGUUGUGCUUCCUGAAGAACGCACUGGCGCCAACUUCUAGAGUCCCCAGACAGUCAACAGUAUCCGGCCCAAAGUUCUAUGAGGGGCCAAGUAUGCCUCCACCUUCGCUUCCUGAGGAGCCGAUGGAGUCCUGUUUUAAGACAAACGUUGAAUUUACUGGAGUAGAAAUUCAGUCGCUUGUCACCAACGCCGCAUCCCAGUGUCAAUCGGCAUGCCAAGCCAAUAUUUUGUGCUCGUUCUUCACUUUUUACCGCCACGAACGCCGCUGUGUUCUCAAGUCCUCCGAAACAGGCAAGCCGUUGAGAGAACUGCCUGUCGGUUUUGCAAUAUCGGGGAUGAAAUUCUGCAGCUCCAACGACACCCAUGACUCUGUUCCUCAGUGCGCUGUGUACAACACAGAGUACCUCGGGCAAGAAAGUGGUUCUCAGGCGACGACGAGUUCGGCACUCCAUUGCCAGGCGCUGUGCCAAAACAGCUUGGCGUGCAAUUUCUUCACCUACCAUUCACAGGAUGGGCGGUGUGUGCUCAAGCAAUUUCCGUCUUCUUCCACAGAGCUGCAGGCCGUGCCACGUGGCUUCGCGAUUUCGGCUACGAAAUACUGUGACGCGCCUGAGACUGACGCCCCUUCCUGCGCCGAACGGGAUAUGGAGUACCUUGGCAGCAUUAUCAGUAACGUCAUAGCCGCAUCGGCCACGAACUGCCAGGGGCUCUGCAAGGAAAAUUCAGAGUGCGAUUUCUUCACAUUCGAGGGCUUGUCAAGCGCGUGCAUUCUGAAGAAGGCGUAUGCAGGAGGGGAAGACAAAUUAUACAAACUGCCCAAGCCUUUCGCAAUGUCAGCCACAAAGGAAUGCACGUCGCCAGGAACAGAUCCCGAAUGCGCGGAGAAUAACACUUUGUACCUGGGCAUCGACACCGCACCAAUCAUCACCGUGGAAACAUCUUCGGAAUGCCAAAAACUCUGCCAACAGUUCGCCGACUGUGAGUACUUCGCGUUUAACACAAUGGAGAAGCGAUGCCGUCUGAGAAGGCCCGAUGCUGCAUGCUCGACGGUACAGAAACUCCCAUUCCCUGGCAUUGUGUCUGGACCGAAGUACUGCACAACUCCUAGCGAGCCAUCCGUGGACCAGUAUGCGGAGCUGGACGUGGAACUGAAGAACCACAACUUGUCUACCUCUCCUGUUGCCGCACAGAAUACUGCUUCUUGCCUUGAAUCAUGUAACGACGAACCAGAAUGCUAUUACUGGACGUUCUACUCUACAGUUGACGAAUCUAUGGCUUGUCAUCUCAAGAGCGCUGGCGCUCUGGACGGGAAAGCUAGUUUCGCCGGAGCGGUUUCCGGCUCGAAAGGAGUCGUCAUCACAGUCGAAGUCGAGACUGAAUAUGUCGACGCAAACUUGCCAAAAGACCCAGUGACGGUAACUUCGUUUCGAGAAUGCCAAGAAGCUUGCUCACACGUGCCCGAAUGCGGAUACUGGACGUACUACUCUAAUCGCGACGUAAACUGUUACCUGAAAGAUUUCACAGCACUAGAAUCAAAGAGGGCGAAUGCUGAUGCGAUAUCAGGAAGCAAGUACUCUGUUACGGGGACUCCGCCGCGUAAGUACCUCGAUGAUCGAAGGUACGGGGCACGUGUGGUGUCUGGCCAAGCGGUGGUGCCGACCUCGCAUUCGGUCACGAGUGCCAAAGAUUGCCAGGAAAAGGCACAAGCAGACCCGCAGAAUCCAUAUUGGUCGUGGAACAAGUUCGACCAGACCUGCAACCUGUACGGUCCUGAAGUGUUGGGACAAGACACAUAUGACUACGAGUGGGUGUCGGGGUACGCUGAAUCCGAAGACACAUCCUAUCCCAGCGAGGCAUAUACCUACGGCCAAGGCGUAGACUUGUUGCUGCUUGGCUCAUUCGAAAUAACGGUGGCUAGCUCACCUGCAGCUUGCGCAGAAGCUUGUGCCAGCACGAAACUCUGUCGCGUUGCGUCAUUCGCGCGGGCUCCCAGUGAUGGGACACCAAACUGUUACCUUGGACGCCUGGGUGCGCAGCAAACAGCGUCCAAGGAGCAUGUCAUUGUCGUACAACAUGAGCUUGUUCUGCAAGUGGGGACGAAACCUAACAGCGGCGCUACUGACCAACAACCUGACAGCAACAUGUCCCAGUGCAUAGAGCUGUGUAGACAAUCUGAUCAGUGCAAACGGUGGUCACUUGAUUUAUCCACCGGCACCUGCUAUCUCUACGACCAAACUGAUGCUGGUGCUACUAACGCAUCGUAUGUGACGGCGGAUGUUGGCAUUCUGUUGGAGGAGAUUGAGGAAGCGGUAUUGGUCGACACAGCGCUUAUUCCUGUGGCCGUCGACAAGGUCGUCAAGCCGAUAAGCGACUGCGCUGUGCAGUGCCAGCAGAGUUCCUGCCUUGCUUACUCCUACAUCGUGGCUGGAGCGGGAGUCGGUGACAACACUUGCUACCUCGGGCGUAUAGGGGACGCCGCGGAUCUGCAGCGAUUCACAAAGACGUUGAAGGGCAGUGUACUGGUUCGCACUCCAUCCCGUUCGGUGCUGGCAGAGCUUGCCUUCGUCGGAGAACCUUCUACCUCAAGAAGGGGCCAACUCAACACGGCAGUAUCUUGCGCGACAGCUUGCUCUAAUGCUGGUGAUUGUGAAGCAUGGACCUUCCGAGGAGAUGAGAACAGCUGCGAGCUAUUCUCGAGUGUCUCAACCGCUGUCGCUGGUUCCUCUCAUGUUGUCUCCGGCACCAAGCAGGCCGAUGGUGCAGCCCUUGAGGCAUCACCGACUGUGUACGGCGCUUACCAACUUCCGGCAACGCAACAGUCGUCGGCGCCGUCUGUCAUCGAAUGUCAGAAGGAAUGCGAGGCGGACGAGCUUUGCGUGGCAUGGUCGUAUAACUAUACAGAGGAAACGGAUACAUGCGAGCUGAUACAGGAACCUGCAUUCCAGCGGACCGCCGGCACAGGCGUCAUUUUAGUGGAGCUCGGCCAUAGGUUUUUGAAGCCUUUCCAGCUUCUCUCCGGAGAGUUAGAAGAUAUUAUAGAUACAGUGGAAGGUUCUGCCACGAAGCAAGAUCUCUGUGAAUGCUUGACUACAUGCUUCGACAAUGUCAAGUGUGCUGCUUGGGCGCUGGAACUGACUGAGGCCGGCUCAACCUGCACUCUGUAUUCUGCGUUCAAAAAAGAGUCGGCUCCCGGACUUGGCAUAUCUGGCACUCGCCGCGAUGCCGCUUCGUGUGAGAGCGACAUAGCAGAUCGUCUUCUCUUGGAAGAGCCGAUCAUGAUCGAGAGCGAGGGAACUCUUGAAGAGGUUUUUAAGGCUGCAUCGUCUCAUUCUUCGUACACUGUUGGCGUGUCCUUGGUAACACCUGUGGCGAAGCCUCCGAUGUACAAACUGGCCAAGGCCCUCGGUCAUUCUGAAUCGUCCGACAGCGCGGCGGCGGUCGUAGUCCACUACGUUGAGUAG
Molecule: messenger RNA, 4632 nt
Organism: Neospora caninum
Lineage: Eukaryota; Apicomplexa; Conoidasida; Eucoccidiorida; Sarcocystidae
Exons: 9
Coding region: 1-4632 (1543 amino acids)
Biological process (GO): proteolysis
Cellular component (GO): extracellular region
Molecular function (GO): protein binding
Source: RefSeq, a predicted model, not a curated record